AUGUCCGAAUCUACAUCUUAUCAGCCCGUCGUGGCGGACUCCGUAGCCAAAGAAGGCGCGACAGCGACUGCGGCCUCUUCCAGUCGCCCUGGACUUUGGUCCAGGAUCACCAACCGCUUCCCGUUCCUGCAAGGCAAGCGAGGCAUUGCCAUUGUGGUGAUAGCAAUCCUGGUCAUCAUCGGUGGAGGACUCGCUGGCCUGGCCGCCUUGCCCAACCGCUCAGGAUCGUCCUCUGGCAGCGCAGGGGUACUACCGAUCAUCGUGGCCAUGGUUUCGAACAUGACCCUUGAUGAGAAGCAUUUCAUCGCCAACGAACAAGAGGCACAUCGAAUGCCUAACGGAGGUGUCCAAUCAGUUUCUUCCAAUAUUGAUGACCAGACGAUGCAUGAGCUUUACCUGUGUGCGAACAUUAUGUGUUCUUAUCAGCGGAUCAACAACUCCUACGGUUGUGCCAACAGCUACACCCUGAACGGGCUUUUGAAGACAGAACUUGGCUUCCAAGGCUUCGUUGUUUCGGAUUGGAACGCACAGUAUACCGGGGUCGCAACGUCUCUGGCUGGGCUGGACGUUACAAUGCCAAAUGCCGGCGUCUACUGGGGGCCGAAAUUGAAGCAAGCCGUCACGAACGGAAGCGUGGCUGAGUCCAGAUUGGACGAUCAAGUUACGCGUCUCCUAGCAUCGUGGUACCAGCUGGGUCAAGACAAGGGGUUUCCUACCCCUGGAAUAGGAUUACCGCGGAACCUCGCAGAGCCGCAUACUAUUGUCGAUGCUCGGAACUCCUCUUUCAAGUCGACCCUCUUUGAUGGGGCAGUAGAGGGACACGUACUCGCGAAGAACACAAGGAACGCUCUCCCGCUGAACAGGCCAAAGAUGCUCUCUGUUUUUGGCUAUUCUGCCACUCCACCUGGCCAAUACAACAUCGAGCCUCCGGGCGGAACCAUAUGGACUUUCGGGGCUGAGGCUGCCGACCCCUCUAGUGUUCUCCAGGGCUUUCUCGGCAACCUAACGUACCCUUACGAUCAGAUCGCUCCUAAUGGGACAUUGUUCUGUGGUGGAGGGUCAGGAGCGAACUCCGCGGCAUUGGGCCAUUCGCCAAUGGACGCCCUACAACAGCAGGCUGCUAACGACAACACUGCCCUUUUCUGGGAUUUCAGAUCCGCCACGCCCAACGUGAACGGAGCCUCGGAUGCCUGUUUGGUCUUUGGAAACGCGUGGGCGAGCGAGGGUUCAGAUCGGCCGGGCCUUUAUGAUAAUUACACGGACGGUCUGAUCAAGCACGUCGCCUCCACAUGCAACAAUACGAUCGUCAUAUUCCACAAUGCGGGUGUGAGGCUCGUCGAUCAAUUUGUGGACAAUGAGAACGUAACCGCUCUCAUAUUUGCACACCUUCCAGGACAGGAAUCCGGACGUGCCCUAGUAUCCCUUCUGUACGGGCAGUCAAACUCGUGGGGUAAACUGCCGUACACAGUGGCGCGGAAUGAAUCUGACUACGGCGAGCUUCUGGAUCCAGCUAGGGCGGAGGGCGACUUCGAGCUGUUCCCACAGGCAAACUUCACCGAGGGGGUCUACAUUGAUUAUCGGCACUUCGACGCCAACAAUAUCGAGCCCCGAUACGAGUUCGGCUAUGGUUUAUCAUAUACGACCUUCGCAUACGCGAACCUCGAAAUAAACCAGAACUCCACCUCGGAUAUGUCCGAGUACCCAAGUGGUCCUAUUGAGGUCGGCGGCCAGUCCGAUCUCUGGGACAAUCUGGUGUCUGUCGCAGCUGAAGUCCAGAAUACUGGAACUGUGAACGGUACUGAGGUCGCUCAGCUCUAUGUCCAGACGCCAGGAACGAACAGACCACGAGUUCUGCGAGGUUUCGACAAGCCAUUGCUCAACCCGUCACAGACCUCCACGAUCUCGUUUGACCUUACGCGUCGAGACCUGAGUGUGUGGGACACCACGGCCCAGAAGUGGCUGCUCCAGAGAGGCCAAUACACUGUCCACGUGGGCUCGAGUAGCCGAGACCUGCCGCUGAACGGAACGUUCAACUUCUGA
Molecule: messenger RNA, 2040 nt
Organism: Diaporthe citri
Lineage: Eukaryota; Fungi; Ascomycota; Sordariomycetes; Diaporthales; Diaporthaceae
Exons: 8
Coding region: 1-2040 (679 amino acids)
Biological process (GO): glucan catabolic process
Molecular function (GO): beta-glucosidase activity
Source: RefSeq, a predicted model, not a curated record